AUACACUUGUUGGCAAAGUAAAAUUACAAAAAAAAACCCCAAAACCUCUGUCCUGUAGAGUUAAAACUUGUACGGAGCCCUACCCUACCUAGCAACGAACGACGACUCGUUAAUAAACAAAGAAAGGAAGAGAAGGAAAGGUAAAAAGUGAGUUUCUUAGCUUGUUUGUCCAUCAAUUAAUCGAUCGGGAAAAUAUCGAUCAAGGUUUCAACUUGGAGCACCCGUUUCAAUAGCAAUGGAUGAUGCCAUGGAGACUGGUAGCUUGCCUCUUUACCAAGAUAGACCGAGAACCUUUCCCAACAUGCGCACUAAAUCUACCACACCUUUGAUUUUUCGGAUCCUCAUGAGAACAAAUGUUCGUCUUCUUUUUGUGAUUCUGUUCUUGGGAUUUGGAGCGAUUUUUUACAUUGGAGCUAGUACUUCACCGAUCAUUGUCUUAGUGUUUUCAAUUUGCAUUGUCAGUUUCGUAUUAUCUAUAUAUCUCACUAAGUGGGUACUUGGAAAGGAUGAAGGACCUCCUGAAAUGGUUCAGAUAUCAGAUGCAAUACGUGAUGGGGCAGAAGGGUUUUUUAAGACCCAAUAUGGGUCUAUCUCCAAGAUGGCAUUAUUGCUAGCAUUUGUGAUCUUUGGUAUAUAUAUGUUCCGUAGUACAACACCUCAACAAGAAGCUUCAGGCAUAGGGAGGUUAACUUCUGCAUCUAUCACCGUCUUCUCUUUUCUUCUAGGAGCUGUGUGUUCUGGUAUGGCUGGCUAUGUUGGCAUGUGGGUCUCUGUACGUGCUAAUGUUCGUGUUUCAAGUGCUGCAAGACGGUCUGCAAGAGAAGCUCUGCAGAUAGCUGUUCGUGCUGGUGGUUUCUCUGCCUUGGUGGUUGUUGGUAUGGCUGUAAUCGGUGUUGCAAUUCUGUAUUCCACAUUCUAUGUCUGGUUGGGAGUUGGCUUGCCAGGCUCAAUGAAGGUUACUGAUUUGCCUCUUCUUCUUGUGGGAUAUGGUUUUGGAGCUUCAUUCGUAGCCCUUUUUGCUCAGCUGGGUGGUGGAAUAUACACAAAAGCUGCUGAUGUUGGUGCUGAUCUUGUUGGAAAAGUGGAGCAGGGAAUUCCUGAAGAUGAUCCACGGAAUCCUGCUGUCAUUGCUGAUCUGGUUGGAGAUAAUGUUGGUGAUUGUGCAGCUCGAGGAGCUGAUCUGUUCGAAAGCAUAGCUGCAGAAAUAAUUAGUGCCAUGAUACUCGGAGGAACUAUGGCUAAGCGCUGCAAAAUUGAAGAUCCAUCUGGCUUCAUCUUAUUUCCUCUUGUUAUUCAUUCAUUUGAUCUCGUAAUAUCAUCGGUGGGAAUAUUUUCAAUACGUGGCACACGUGAUCCUGGAGCGAUCGGUGCUUUAGAGGAUCCUAUGAUGAUACUUCAGAAAGGAUAUUCUGUUACAAUACUUUUAGCGGUUUUGACUUUUGGUUUGUCCACAAGGUGGUUGCUGUAUACGGAACAAGCUCCUUCGGCUUGGUUAAACUUUGCUCUAUGCGGUUUGGUUGGAAUCAUGACAGCUUACAUUUUUGUCUGGAUUACUCAGUAUUAUACCGACUAUAAACAUGAGCCUGUACGCAAAUUAGCUCUUUCCAGCUUAACAGGUCACGGGACUAAUAUAAUUGCGGGCAUUAGCUUGGGUUUAGAGUCUACUGCUCUUCCCGUCCUUGUAAUAUGCAUAUCUAUUAUUUCUGCUUUCUGGUUGGGCCAGACCUCUGGAUUGGUUGAUGAGGCCGGAAAUCCAACAGGUGGAUUGUUUGGGACUGCAGUAGCGACAAUGGGUAUGCUUAGCACUGCAGCCUAUGUUCUCACCAUGGACAUGUUUGGCCCAAUAGCAGAUAAUGCUGGUGGAAUUGUUGAGAUGAGUCAGCAGCCUGAGAGUGUUCGGGAGAUCACUGAUAUUUUGGAUGCAGCUGGAAACACCACAAAAGCAACCACCAAGGGGUUUGCAAUUGGAUCUGCUGCACUUGCAUCUUUCCUUUUGUUCAGUGCGUAUAUGGAUGAGGUAGCAUCAUUUGCUCAUACCUCGUUUACACAGGUUGACAUCGCUAUUCCAGAAGUCUUUGUGGGUGGAUUGUUGGGCUCUAUGCUUAUUUUCCUUUUUAGUGCUUGGGCCUGUGCUGCAGUUGGGAGGACUGCCCAGGAGGUUGUUAACGAAGUAAGAAGGCAGUUUAUUGAGCGGCCAGGCAUCAUGGACUACAAGGACAAACCUGAUUAUGGGAGAUGCGUUGCAAUCGUUGCCUCUGCAUCUUUGAGGGAGAUGAUAAAGCCUGGAGCUUUGGCCGUUCUAUCACCUAUAGUUAUUGGCAUCCUGUUUCGGAUUUUGGGUUACUACACAGGGCAUCUUUUACUCGGGGCUAAAGUUGUGGCUGCGAUGUUGAUGUUUGCUACAGUUUCUGGCAUUCUCAUGGCUCUUUUCAUGAACACUGCUGGUGGUGCAUGGGAUAAUGCUAAAAAGUAUAUUGAGACUGGAGCUCUUGGAGGUAAAGGAAGUGACAGCCACAAAGCAGCAAUUACUGGCGACACUGUAGGUGACCCAUUCAAAGACACGGCUGGCCCUUCUCUUCACGUUCUUAUUAAGAUGCUUGCAACUAUAACACUGGUUAUGGCUCCAGUCUUUCUGUGAAGUCCUCAGUUUGGCUGCAUAUAUAUAUAUGAUAUGAUGAAUAUACAAUCACAUAGGGACUAGGGUGCCUUGAGGAGCUACAAUAUUUUGUAAUGCCGGUUUUGUUUUCUUGUUUGUCCUUGCUGAACUUGGAAGCAAUAUCUAUGUGAAAGAUGAUGAGAAAUGGGUGGCAGAUCUCUAUUUAUGGCAUACAAAGAAAUAUUGGUAGACUUGAGUUUCCUUUCAGUUUUUUCUCCCUGCAGAUGAAUCAUCUUUUUUUUAGUGUUAAAAUUUGAUUUUUAUGGCAUUUGAAGCAACUACUAGUAGGCCUGCCCAUUAAGUUUGUAUCUAUCCGUAGAAUAUCACCAUUACUCGGUUAUUUGAAGGGCAAUAUGGGACCAAGUUUCGA
Molecule: messenger RNA, 3026 nt
Organism: Erigeron canadensis
Lineage: Eukaryota; Viridiplantae; Streptophyta; Magnoliopsida; Asterales; Asteraceae
Product: pyrophosphate-energized membrane proton pump 2
Exons: 15
Coding region: 236-2638 (800 amino acids)
Biological process (GO): proton transmembrane transport
Cellular component (GO): membrane
Molecular function (GO): diphosphate hydrolysis-driven proton transmembrane transporter activity; inorganic diphosphate phosphatase activity
Source: RefSeq, a predicted model, not a curated record